This is a messenger RNA of Spodoptera littoralis (African cotton leafworm), 867 nucleotides long. The record is from the annotation of a GenBank genome assembly. NCBI's taxonomy places the organism in Eukaryota, Metazoa, Arthropoda, Insecta, Lepidoptera, Noctuidae.
AUGCGCCAGAUGUUCGUGAUGAGUAGUCAACGCAGUCGUUCGUACGAGUCGGAUGACCAUGAGAGGGGGGCGUGCGAAUGGUGCGAGUACGCCCUGGUCAUCACGCUUGCGACCAUCCUACUGAUUGGCGUGUCAGCCCUGACCGUCUUCUGGGUCUUCUACUACCGCGAGGGAUAUGCCUGGGCUGAUGAUCUGCCCGACAAGCAGUUCAACCUGCACCCUACGCUUAUGGUGGCUGGAUUUAUCACCUUCAGCGGUUUCUCUGUGCUCCUGUACCGCAUCUGCCGAUGCUUCAGACGCAUCUAUGUUAAGUUGCUGCACGCCAUCUUCCACGCGCUGGCGUUCCCUUGCAUCGUCAUCGGUUUCCUGGCUGUACUGGACUACCAUAACAAGAAGGGCAUCAACAACUUCUACUCGCUACACAGCUGGAUCGGCUUCGUCGCCAUGGGACUGUUUGGAAUACAGUACGCUGUCGGCUUCUUCAGCUUCCUGCUGUUGUUGAUCUGCAAUAAGGGAACUGCUGGCUUCCGUGCCUCCCUGGUGCCCAUCCACGCAGCCUUCGGAAUCCUCACCUUCGUACUUGGCGUCUGUGCUUGCCUCACUGGACUUACUGAGAAGGCUCUCUUCAGCAUCGGCGUGGAGAGGUACAGCGGGAUGGUCGACGAAGGAAUUAUCAUCAACGCCAUUGGAGUCGCCUGCAUCGCCAUUUUGGCAGUCGUCAUGUAUAUCUUGUCGAGGAACAAGUUCCGCACACCAGAGUCACGUGGACAACACAUAAGGGCCUCAGUAGACCUCUAGAUUCCUUCUCAUGUUUAACAAAACUCCGAUGUCAGAGCGAAUCGUUAAUUAGUCUAAGUAAUAAAUGCG